AUGUCGAAAAUCCGGGUACUCCUAGUUCUGUUCUUAGCUCUGCAAGCAGGUUUCGAAGUUUUCGGAGAGGGAAUUCAAGGUAAAGUUGGUGUUUGUUACGGACUCAAUGGGAAGAACUUACCGUCUCCAAACGAAGUUGUUAAUCUUUACAAACAAAAUAACUUUACGAAGAUGAGGAUAUUUGAGCCAAACCCGAGAGUGCUCGAGGCUCUACGAGGGAGUAAAAUAGAACUUACUUUAGGUGUUAGAAAUAACGAUAUACCAAUUCUCGCAGCUGGUGAAGAUGCAGCUAAUUCAUGGUUCAUGACCAAUGUUCAGCCUUAUGUUGAUGAUAUUAACAUAACAUACAUCACUGUCGGCAAUGAAGUUAUUCCUGGACAAUUCAGUGAAUCUAUAUUGCCAGCCAUGCAGAAUCUGCAGAAAGCUUUCAGGAGUAAAAAUCUUGGUACAAGGACAACCACAGUGGUUCAUUCAGCAGUGUUAGGAACUUCCUACCCUCCUUCAGCAGGGACGUUUUCGGACAGUGCCCGGCCCUUUAUGAGUGAAAUUAUUGGAUUCCUAUCAUCAGAAAAAUCCCCACUGUUGGUAAAUCUCUACCCUUAUUUUCCCUAUGCGGCCGAGCCUCAACAAAUACCAUUAAACUAUGCACAAUUUGGUAGACCAGUGCACCUAAUCACAGACGGGCAUCUGAUAUACUCCAACCUUCUUGAUGCCAUGCUCGACGGCUUUUUCUCCGCCAUGGAAAAAGAAGGUGUUGGAAAUGUUAACAUAAUAAUAUCCGAGACUGGCUGGCCUCAUGAUGGGAAUGGUAAUUUCACAACUCCAGAUCUUGCAGCUGCUUACAACCAGAAUUUCAUACACCAUGUCAAUACAUUUCGAGGGACUCCAAAAAAGCAGGAUGCACCGCUAGAAGGAUUCCUUUUUGCCAUGUUUGAUGAAGAUAUGAAGGAUCCCGGUGUUGAGCAACACUGGGGACUUUUCCAACCCAAUAAACAACCAAAUUAUCAUUUAUCUAUCUGA
This is a messenger RNA of Amaranthus tricolor (Joseph's coat), 1020 nucleotides long. RefSeq names its product probable glucan endo-1,3-beta-glucosidase BG4. Gene Ontology annotation, molecular function: hydrolase activity, hydrolyzing O-glycosyl compounds. Lineage: Eukaryota; Viridiplantae; Streptophyta; Magnoliopsida; Caryophyllales; Amaranthaceae. The coding region runs from base 1 to 1020 and encodes 339 amino acids. Gene Ontology annotation, biological process: carbohydrate metabolic process. Gene Ontology annotation, cellular component: plasma membrane. The transcript is spliced from 2 exons. The record is from RefSeq and is a predicted model, not a curated record.